UUGGUUUGAAGAUGGCUACAUCAUAAGAUCUAGUAUGGCUACAUGUACUACUGAUGGCAUAGGUGGAGUGCAAUGGAGCAGCUCUCGCACUACCUUCCAUAGGAACAAGGGGGAGAAUGUUAAGCUAACAGAGAGGAAAUCAGUAGCCACUAGGAUUAAAGACUCUGGUUAUGCUAUAGUGUUCACGAGUGAGCCAAUGGUUGCUGGACAGAUGCUCAAGGUCACUAUGAUGGGGAGAGAGGACCGUUGGUGGCGUGGUGGAGGAGGAAUGGAUAUAUUGGUUUCACUGGAGAGAACCCGAUGAACUCAACACUGACACAGUUAGAGAAUUUGAAAUGGAAAAAUGUGCACAAGCAUUUACUGUAUACUCGCGGCACUUCUCUCUGGUCUAACGCCAAGAGAUUCUGUAGACUGCAUUUCCAAACUCAUAAUUUUGGAGUGGGUGAUUCCAUAGGAAUGUUGCUGACGCUGGAGAAGGAAGUCCACUGGUUUGUGAAUGAUGUGUGGAGAGGGUCUGCACGUAUGGAGGAGCACCCCCUGGACACACCUAUGUGGGGGGUCGUGGACGUUAAUGGACCGUGUAAACAAGUCAAGGCAGAGAUUUGCACUGUGUCCAGGUACAACCCUGACUCAGAGCGGAGGCUGGGAGAGAUGGAACUGGGUGGAGUGCCACCACAGGAUGCAAUACCUCAACCGGAGGGAGCACUGUCAUUGUUUGAAAGAUUGCUAUAUGUAGGAUAUGGAUACUCACAAGAUGGUGCUACUGUCUCAACCCCACGUUCAAAAGAUAGUCCACUUCAGCAACAGCUCAUCCAAUCACAAUCAGACAUUCAACAGCUUCGACGAGAGGUGGGAGAAAAAGGCCAAGAAAAUACUCGACUACUGCAACAAUUAGCACAUGCCAGUGACCAAGAUACAGAAAACAAACAUCAGAUAGCUCGACUACAACAACAACUAACACACGCCAUUAAACAGUGGACGAAAAUCAACCAACAGCUAACACAUUCCAACAAUCAACGAGAACGAUCUGACACGGUGAACCAACAGCUGAGAGUCACCCUCAGGGGACAAGUGGACGUCCUCCAACAAAGAAUGGCCUAUCUUUCAACCAUCAAUCGUAGCAGCCACACCCAGGAAGUGGAGUUCUGGCAGGUGUCUCCAGAGGAAGUGUCUAUUAGAGAGGACGAGAUUCUUGGCCGAGGGGCCUGGGGCUACGUUGUCAAGGGAACCUUUAGAGGAACAAUGGUGGCCGUCAAACGAGUGUAUCCUGAAAUCUUACGACAGACUACGGUGGAUCGAAUUCGUCGUGAGAUUCACACCAUGGGCCAGAUCCGCCACCCCAACCUUGUCCUCUUUGUUGCUGCCGUCCUCAACGAGCAAACAGGUCCCAUGAUUGUCACAGAGCUCCUGGAUACCUCUCUACGUUCUGCCUACCAGGACAAUCGUGUUGGUCCCAACAAGCGAAGGAUCUUUGGAGACAUCUCCUCAGCUCUGGUUUAUCUCCACCGACAGAGGGAACCCAUCAUCCACAGAGAUGUGAGCUCUGCUAAUGUCCUCCUUCUCUCUCUACCCAACAACAAAUGGCUUGCCAAACUCUCUGACUUUGGAUCAGCCAACCUAGCUCGAGAUGCCACUACUCCUGGAGAAGGUGCUAUUCUGUACACUGCCCCUGAGGCCUAUCCCCAACCACCUUCGUCACCUCAACCACCACCACAACAGACGACAAAGAUCGAUGUGUACAGUUUUGGAGUGCUUGCUUGUGAAGUAGUGACUCGAACAUUUCCGAAAUCUGAAUUGUUUGUUCGUCUGCUAUCGAGUAUGGAAGGUGUAUGGCGGGAGCUCCACCCACUCAUCACCUCCUGUGUCUCUCACUCCCCUCAGGACAGACCCUCCAUGGACACUGUGCUACACCACAUCAAACAAUUGGACUCCGAGCCUUAGCAUUGGUGCACGAUUAUUAGUGA
This is a messenger RNA of Halichondria panicea, 1964 nucleotides long. Its product is annotated as probable serine/threonine-protein kinase DDB_G0271682. The transcript has 3 exons. NCBI's taxonomy places the organism in Eukaryota, Metazoa, Porifera, Demospongiae, Suberitida, Halichondriidae. Gene Ontology annotation, biological process: protein phosphorylation. Bases 301 to 1941 code for a protein of 546 amino acids. Gene Ontology annotation, molecular function: protein serine/threonine kinase activity; ATP binding. The record is from RefSeq and is a predicted model, not a curated record.